Molecule: messenger RNA, 735 nt
Organism: Ilex paraguariensis (yerba mate)
Lineage: Eukaryota; Viridiplantae; Streptophyta; Magnoliopsida; Aquifoliales; Aquifoliaceae
Source: the annotation of a GenBank genome assembly
AUGAAAGAGAUAAUAGCAACCGAAAGAGAGGAAGAUGCAGUGGUCGGUGACAUGAUUGUGUUCCCUAAAUUAUUUGGCCUUUGCCUCUCUCAAUUGCCAGAACUCACAAGCUUCUACCAAGGGAAUUGUACUUUAGAGUUUCACUCUUUGCAAAUUUUUGUGAUUGAAAAAUGUCCCAAGAUGCAAACAUUUGUUGGUUCAAGCACAAAAAGGCCAAAAGAAACAAGUGAAGAAGGGUUGGAGGGACAAAUAGAUCAAGAAGGCAACUCUAGCGUCACCAUACAACCAUUUUUCAAUGAAAAGGUUGUACUUCACGCCCUGACGGAUUUGAGUCUUCAGAGACUAGACAACCUGAAAAAGAUAUGGCAAAACGAACUUCCAGUAGAUUGCUUUAAUCAACUGAAUGUUCUAACAGUGCGUGAAUGUAACAAUUUGUUAAAAGUUGUACCAUCCAAAUUACUCCCAAUGCUACACAAUUUGGGCAAGCUUGUUGUAAGAGAAUGUGAUUUAGUGGAAGAGGUCCUGGAACAAGGAGAAGAUUCUUCAGGAAAACUUGUCUUCCCUAAUGUUCACACUCUUGAACUUGUACAUCUACCAAACCUCAAGAGUUUCUACUUGGGAAAUCAUACUUUGGAAUGGCCAUCCUUAACAAAAGUGACGUUGGAAAAUUGUCCCAAGAUGCAGGCCUUCUCUUCAGGGCUCCUAGUCACACCAAAGCUACAUAUCAAUUCAUAG